Parnassius apollo (apollo) is the source of this 1926-nucleotide messenger RNA. Lineage: Eukaryota; Metazoa; Arthropoda; Insecta; Lepidoptera; Papilionidae. The record is from the annotation of a GenBank genome assembly.
AUGGACGACCCAUUGUUGAAAGACUUCAGCAACACGCAGUCAAGAUAUUUUACUUGUUGGACAUUUGCGAUUCAAGUUUUCUACGCAUUAAUUGGGCUCACAUGUGACAUAUUAACGCUGCUGAAUUCUGGUAAAAAAGAUUAUAAAUUACCUAAGCAUUUAAGAGGAUGCAGGGAUACGUUAUUCGCGGGUGUACUUUGGCCAUCAACGCUGCAACUAAUUAGCAACAAAUUAUUCGAUCUUAUUCACUGCGGUGGAGUUUAUUUAAAGUUUUUACUGCUAUCUUUACAUUAUGAUAUCAUUAUUGGUGCGACGGGCAUGGUUGCCGAGAGUGAAAUUUUAAAUCCUGCAAUCUCCAGAACAAGCAGUGACUCAGAAAAAACUGCAACUAGCUCCCCUGAGUCUUUUCAUUGGGAACUGAUUCCAGAAAUUCGACUUUUCAGGGAGGAAUUAUGUAGGGUCAGGAAGGAGCUAAAAGACUUUCGGAGGGAUAUGGUUGAACUACGGGAAUCUUUAGUGAUGAGUAAUAAGAGAAUGGAUGAAAUGGAGAGCAGGAUUAGUAUUCUAGAACAGAAGACUCAAAGCAACAGCUUUGAGUCUUCUGUUCUAGAAUACUAUAACAGUACUACACUUCAACACUGCACUAUGGCUGGAAGAAGAAAUCUUGAAAAAACUAAACCGGAAGAUGCUGUCAAAACACUUGAAAAAAAGUUUGAAGAGUGUAUGUCUUCUUUUCAAGCCCGGUUGGAAAGUUCUCAACCUAAUAUCACUUCUCUCACCAAUGAUUUUAUUAUGUUCAAAGAGACUAUGAAGACUGCGCUGGAGAUCUUAAAAAAGCAAGUUCAGUCCCUUACACUAUUGACUGAUGACAUUGACAACAGGAGCAGGCGUAAAUUUCUUUUAAUUCGAGGCAUUGAAGAGUCUGAUACAGAAAACUGCAUUGACACUGUUGUAAAUCUGUUGGUGUGUACAGUAUUCUGGUCCUUAUUUCUCUAUGAUAGAGAUUUAAUUCUCCCAGAAGUUUUCGACAAAGUGCUGAGCUGGACAUCAAACCAUGUUAUACAUACGGCUAUAGUUCCAGUCGUUUUAUGGGAAGUUGUUUUUCGACCAAGGAGCGAGCCAAAGUCACAUUUGAGGAAUGUGUUACACGUGUUGUUUCACAUUUUCUUAUACUUUCUAGUGUUAACAUACACAUACAUAGAGCGAGGCAUUUGGAUCUACCCUAUUCUUACGAAAACAUUUGCUACGAUUGUAAUGCACGUAUCGAACAUAUAUUUUAUGAUAAAAGGAAUAAAAAAGGAACACUAUGACGACCCAUAUUUGAAAGGCUUCAGAAAUCUGCAGUCAAGAUAUUUUACUUGUUGGACAUUUGUGAUUCAAAUUUUCUAUGCAUUAAUUGGGCUCACAUGUGACAUAUUAACGCUGCUGAAUUCUGGUAAAAAAGAUUAUAAAUUACCUAAACAUUUACGAGGCUGCAGGGAUACGUUAUUCGCAGGUGUACUUUGGCCAUCAACGUUGUUGGUGUCUACAGUAUUCUGGUCUCUAUUUCUCUAUGAUAGAGAUUUAAUUCUCCCAAAAGCUAUCGAUAAAGUGCUAAGCAAGACAUCAAACCAUGUUAUACAUACGGCUAUAGUUCCAGUCGUUUUAUGGGAAGUUGUGUUUCGACCAAGGACCGAGCCAAAGUCACAUUUGAGGAAUAUGUUACACGUUUUGUUUCACAUUUCCUUAUAUUUUCUAGUGUUAGCAUACACAUACAGAGAGCGGGGCAUUUGGAUCUAUCCUAUUUUUACGAAAACAUUUGGUACUAUUUAUUUCCCCAUAAUUUUAGCCAUUUUAUUAUCUUUAAAAAUAUUUUUUUACUUUUUGCAAUGGCAGUUAAAUUAUCUUUUACAUGGAAGAAAAAUGAUUAGUAAGAAAACACUUUGA